AUGUGUGUUUCAGGGCAGGGAUCGUUUGGCUGUGUUUACAAAAGUACGUUUGACGGAAAGCCGGUGGCCAUAAAGCUGCUUCAUGACCGCUGGAGGGACAAGUAUCAAGUGCAACACAUCUUCGCGGAGCUAAACGCUUACAAGCUAGACCAUCCGAAUAUUGUCAAGAUACUGGCCAUCUUCAACGCAGCUGAAAAUACGGAAAUUGUUUACGAGUAUGUCGGAAGAAGGAACCUGCAGACGUUACUGUUGGACCCAGACGAGAUAGUGAACCCGAGCCGAAGACGGUUGUUUUGUGUGCAGAUAGCCGAAGGGAUGCGCUAUUGUCACAGUCGUCACAUUUUGCAUCUUGAUCUGAAGACGUCGAACGUUCUGGUAACGGACACCGGCGACGUCUGCAAGCUGGCAGAUUUCGGAUGCAGUCGGACUAUCCUCGACAGGUCAGGCGAUACAGACCUGAAGGAAGCGAGCCCGACCGAUUCGACGGCCGUCGGAACUUUGAUCUAUAAGGCACCGGAACUUUUGCAAGGUUUCACGCCGACUACGAAGGCGGAUGUUUACUCGUUCGGCUAUAUCAUAUGGGAGUGUGUGUGCCGGUCGAUCCCGUUCAGCAACAUGGACUGCCACACGGUGGUGUUUCAGGUUGUGGCCAAGCACCUGCGCCCCUCGUUUCCUCCUACAGCCGUCGAUGGCGACCGACAACUGUUCAGACUGGCCAAUCAGUGCUGGAGUCACGAGCCGAAGAAAAGGCCGCACUUUCACGAUGUUUGUUUUAUGCUUUCUAAACUCUGA
Soboliphyme baturini is the source of this 792-nucleotide messenger RNA. The record is from the annotation of a GenBank genome assembly. NCBI's taxonomy places the organism in Eukaryota, Metazoa, Nematoda, Enoplea, Dioctophymatida, Soboliphymatidae.